CUCAGGGCCAUCCCUUCCUCCUCUUUCCAUUCCCUCCUCUUUUAUCCCUCCACCAGGCUCCUACCUCUGCCCCCCUAUAAAGGCUCAUGUAGGCCCCCACUGGACAUAUUGAUCCAGACCAGCCAGAGGCGUAAGCUCAGAAGCCGAUGCUGCCCAGGGUUUCAGGGUCUUCCCCACUUCCACAGAUGUAAUGUGGCUCCCCAGCCUCUCCAAGUGGCUCUUCUACUGCCUGCUGCUCCCGGAGCUGGUCCUGGGCCAGAUUUCCAAAUGGACCACUCCUCCCCAGAUCUCCUGCCCAGAAGGAUCCAAGAUCUAUGGCUCCUACUGCUACGGAGUGUUCCAGGAGCCCAAAACCUGGAACGCCGCAGAGCUGAUGUGUCAAAGCCUGACCUCCGGCCAUCUCCUGUCCCUGAUGAAUGAGUCCGAAGCCUCCUUUGUGGCUGCCCUGGCCACCCAGAGUCUCGGACAGAACCGGAGUUACCUCUGGAUCGGCCUUCACGACCCCUCCCAGAACCGCCGCUGGCACUGGAGCGACAAUGCUGUGCUUGCCUUACAUACCUGGGAGAAAGGAGCCCCCGCGAAAACCACCCCCAGGUUCUGUGUGAGUCUGUCCCCACGCUCAGAUUCCAGGAAGAUGCUGCCCCUCACUUUCCCAGAGCUGCUCUUCGCCUGCCUGCUCCUCCCAGGUCUGGUCCAAGGCCUGGAGGACCCCUCUGAUGCUCCCUUAGCCAGGAGCUCCUGCCCCGAAGGCUUCAGUUCCUUUGGUUCCCACUGCUAUGGUUUAAUCCGCUACGAAGAGACUUGGAGCGUUGCCGAACUGCUGUGCCAAGACUACCCCUCCGGCCACCUCGUGUCCCUGCUCAGCGAGGCUGAGACGCGCUUCGUGGCCACCAUGAUUGCUGAGAAUGGCGGCAGCCAGAAGCCCAUUUGGAUCGGCCUCCAUGACCCCCAGGAGAACCGCAGGUGGCGCUGGUCCAGCGGUGGCCUUUUUCUCUUUCAAUCCUGGGAUAAGGGAGCCCCCAGUCAAACCAACCCAAAUUAUUGUGUAAUCCUGACCCAGGAUUCAGGAUUCCAAGCAUGGAAGGAUGAGCUGUGUAAAGUAAGGCUCCCCUACAUCUGCAAGAUCAAGGCCUAGAAGUGGCGAAUCAGAAGAAUGAAUUGAGGUUCUUCAACCCCUGAUUCAAGUGUACUUUGGAGGGUCCUGGUUGUAUUUUCUUUGCCCUGAAAGAGAACCUUUAUUCUACCUACCUCCCCACACACGAACUUUUCUCCCCUUGUCUUACCCUCCUGUACCCUCUCCUCCCUCCCCUCCACUUUUCCUUCCAUCAUUACCCUUAUGCUCAUUACCUUUGAUCCAGAGCACUGACCAUGAAGAAUAAACUGUCCUUCCCACUA
Messenger RNA from Sarcophilus harrisii (Tasmanian devil), 1395 nucleotides. RefSeq names its product lithostathine-2-like. The transcript has 11 exons. Gene Ontology annotation, molecular function: signaling receptor activity; peptidoglycan binding; oligosaccharide binding. The record is from RefSeq and is a predicted model, not a curated record. Lineage: Eukaryota; Metazoa; Chordata; Mammalia; Dasyuromorphia; Dasyuridae. The coding region runs from base 191 to 1135 and encodes 314 amino acids. Gene Ontology annotation, biological process: antimicrobial humoral immune response mediated by antimicrobial peptide; venom-mediated disruption of cell wall in another organism; positive regulation of cell population proliferation.